AAAAAAAAAAAAAAAAAAAAAACUAUUCUUUAUAAAACACGUUUUGUUCUUUCCUCUUGUUCGUUUGAACUCCUCGUCUCGUCCUCCUUCUCCAUUCUCUCCACUCCUCUCCUCUCAUCUGUAUACAAACACAACAAAGCGAAGAAGCAAAGGGGAUUGUACAUCACUAUUCAUGGAUGAGCAUUCUGGUAAAAAAGCUGUUGAUGGGGUGGUUGUUUCUAGAAAGGGAUCUGCCCUUGUUUUGAGAGAUACUGCUAAUAAUAAAGAUCGAAAUGCUCAAUUUUGCAACCGAAUUGGGUGUAGUGGGAGACUAAACUCUGCAAAAGGUACUCAAAUCAGUUAUUCGGAGAAAGCUAAAUCAUCAAGGCAAUCAUUCCGGUCUCCCUCAAAUGGCAAGGAAAUAAUUGGAAGUUCUUCUAGGACCUGCUCUGCAACCAGCAAUCCUAGGAAAUCUUUUUCAGGGCCUCGGAAAAAGCCAUCUUCUCAGCCAGAAAAGGAUCCAUCUGAAACUGGUAGUUCGCAGGAUGAUCCUGAACUGCCGGACCUUGUAACUCUCAGAAAGGUCCAAAAAGGUCUUGGCUCCGAAUCUGAUGAUGCUGGGCCUAGUGAGAACAACUCAAUGGAAGUUGGUAGCACUAGUAUACCAAGCACAAGAUCUCGUAGGAGUUUUCAGCAGAAAUCAGGAGUAGGAAAACCAGAUACCAUAAUAGGCCCACCCAUUUUGUUGACAUCUAAAAGCACAAGCCAAGGGAUGCAUGCUAGUGCGAACAGGUAUGGUUUAAGAAACCUUAGAUGCAGUUCAUUAUCAGAUGUUGUCCCUACAGGAUCUUCAACAUCAAAACCAAAUUUCCUUAGACGAAAAGACGGGGUCAAGAAGAAAAUUUGUGAUAGAGAAAGUAGUUCCUCUGCCAGAGGGAAGAAAAUAAGUGGUUCAUCAUUGGAAGGGCAGAAUUCUAGUUCCAGCUCUGGUGUCUCUAUUUCCAAUUCAAGAACCAGAAAUGGGACUCCCAGCCAGGACAGUGGUCCUGUGUCAGUUAGGACUCGAAGAUCACUCAAUUACACUAGGACAAGGGUUGCUAAUCACGGAAGUGGGAAUAAUUUAUCACCAAAUGGGCCCCAUGUAAUCCCACAAAUUUCUCAGCCUAUUUUACGAAAUGAUUCAAAUUCACCUACGUCUUCACAUCAAUUCUCUAUGGAAUCCUCCCUAAGUCACUCACGUUCUUAUGGUCUAUCUGGUAGUAGCCAUGAGAGUUUUCGGGGCAUUAGGCCAUCUACUCCUGCAGAAGUUGGUGACAUCCGUUCUUCCAUGAGUCAGGAGAGCUUCUGGCGCCACAAUAUGGAUGGAAUUGCUGAGGUGUUAUUGGCACUUGAAAGGAUUGAACAAGAUGAAGAGCUGACAUAUGAGCAAUUGCUUGUUCUGGAGACUAGUUUGUUCCUUAAUGGGCUGAAUUUCUAUGAUCAGCAUAGAGACAUGAGAUUGGAUAUUGAUAAUAUGUCAUAUGAGGAAUUAUUAGCUCUGGAAGAAAGGAUGGGCUCUGUGAGCACAGCACUAACGGAGGAAGCAUUGUCAGAAUGCCUUAAGACUAGCAUCUAUCAGUCGGCAUAUCUGGAGGAUGCUACUAUGGACCUUUGUGGUGAAAAGGCUGAUGUCAAAUGCAGUAUCUGCCAGGAAGAUUAUGCUGUUGGAGAUGAAGUGGGGAGAUUGCAAUGCGAGCAUAGGUAUCAUGUGGCCUGCAUACAUCAAUGGUUGAGGCUGAAGAACUGGUGCCCCAUUUGCAAGGCAUCGGCGGCACCCUCAUCAUCACCAACAUUACCAUCACCAUCAUCAGUCAAUGAAUAAAUUGGAUGUUUGAGUAUUUUUCAUUUUGUACAAAUCGAGUCUGUCUUCUGCAUCCAUUUUUUAUUUUUCAUAUAUUUUUUUAAGAAAAUUGGAGAUCAUUUUCUUUAAUGUACAUACCAAUUCUCUUUCAUGUCAAUAGAGUAAUAAACUCGGCAACAUUGCCAUUACAAUGAUAACUCCUUUUCAUCUAUAAAACAGAAACUGUGAAUGAAA
This is a messenger RNA of Hevea brasiliensis (rubber tree), 2053 nucleotides long. Its product is annotated as E3 ubiquitin-protein ligase MBR2. Lineage: Eukaryota; Viridiplantae; Streptophyta; Magnoliopsida; Malpighiales; Euphorbiaceae. Gene Ontology annotation, molecular function: ubiquitin protein ligase activity. The transcript has 6 exons. The record is from RefSeq and is a predicted model, not a curated record. The coding region runs from base 173 to 1840 and encodes 555 amino acids.